AUGGUGGUCCUCCAGGUCUUCCAGGCCAAAAUCCUCACAUCCUCCGAGUCUGGCCUGGACCCUGCUAUCCUCAGGGAUCUGAGGAGCACGACGGACCUGGCUCUACGCGCCACCAAAACCACCGCCCAGGCGAUUGGGAGAUCAAUGGCCAGCCUUGUGGUGCUCGACGCUGACGGAGAUGAAGGACGCGAAAAGGUUCCUCCAGCCCAGACCCAGACCCAAGAGGAAGACAGAACUGAUUCAGCUUUGUGUAAACCAACAACACGAAAAACGAUUGGAACUUUACAAACCCAUUUAUGUUCAUCAGGUGCGUUUGGUGCAGAAACAAAUGAAAUACAGUCAGUGUCAGUGAUGGAGGGAGAUUCUGUCACUUUAAAAACUAAUGUUACUGAAUUACAUGAAGACGAUGAAAUAGCAUGGAAAUAUGGAGCUGAAAAGUCUCUUAUAGGUAAAAUCAGCGAUGAUAAACGAAUCUUCUCAACAUUUGAUGUUCCUGAUGGGAGAUUCAGAGACAGACUGAAGCUGGACAAACAGACUGUAUCUCUGACCAUCACAAACAUCACAACUCAACAUGCUGGAGACUAUGAACAACAGAUAAGGGGAGUGAGACUGUCAUCAAAAAUAUUCAGUGUUGCUGUUUAUGCUCAUCUGCCUGUACCUGUCAUAAGAAGAGACUGUUCUUCCUCCUCCUCCUCAUCAUCAUCAUCAUAUUGUUCAUUGGUGUGUUCAGUGGUGAAUGUGGGUCAUGUGACUCUCUCCUGGUACAAAGGAAACAGUUUAUUGUCCAGCAUCAGUGUGUCUGAUCUCAGCAUCAGUCUCUCUCUACCUCUGGAGGUGGAAUAUCAGGAUAACAACACCUACAGCUGUGUGCUCAACAAUCCCAUCAGCAACCAGACUCAACUUCUGGACAUCAGUCAACUCUGUUACUCGUGUACAGUGUUGGUCUCUGUUGUUGCUGCUGGAUCUCUGUUAAUUGUCGCUGGAUUUGGGAUCUUCUGCAUCUGCUGGAAAUGUAGAAAAACUGGUCAAGAAGGCAAAUGA
This is a messenger RNA of Sinocyclocheilus grahami, 1041 nucleotides long. Its product is annotated as CD48 antigen-like. The transcript has 6 exons. The record is from RefSeq and is a predicted model, not a curated record. NCBI's taxonomy places the organism in Eukaryota, Metazoa, Chordata, Actinopteri, Cypriniformes, Cyprinidae. The coding region runs from base 1 to 1041 and encodes 346 amino acids.